AUGGUGAAUGGGAGCCCCCUUGGCUUCUUUCAACCCUCUAGAGGGAUUCAACAAGGUUGUCCCCUUUCACCUCUAUUAUUUACCUUGAUUACCGAAUAUUUAUCUUCCUGGUUUGAAGCUGAGUGCAGAGAAGGUAACUUGGUAAUUGCUCCUGCGGCUAGAAAGGCUAACUGUUUGGUGACUCAUCAAUUUUUUGCUGAUGAUUUGCUGGUCGUAGUGAGAGCAAAUAUGGCUUCAGUGUUUACUUUGAGAAGGAUGAUGAAGCACUUUGAAGAAGUGUCUGGUUUAGCAGUAAAUACAGAUAAGUCUGAGGUAUUCUUUACCAGGUCUGUGAAGAGGAAGUCUAAUGUGCUGAGAAUAUCGGGUUGUACGCAAGGUUCUCUUCCUUUUACUUAUUUAGGGCUUCGUAUUUCUAAUAAGGGGCUAAAGAGAUUGGACUGUAAACCUUUGAUGGACAAGGUCAUGUCUACAACUACAAGAUGGGCUGUUGUCAAUUUAAUUGAAAUAAGGAUGAGAAAUUUUGAUUGGGGGCAUGAUGAUAAUAACUUAAAGCUGGAUAGUUUGUGUUGGAAAAGGGUUGCGUCUCCAAAAACUGAAGGUGGUUUUGGCUUAAGGCAGAUUCUUGACAUUGACAAAGCUGCUAAAUGUUCUUUGGUCUGGGAUUUCCUUCUUUCUAAAGAUAGGUUGUGGGUAGCAUGGUUUAAGCAAUGUAAUUUAAGGGAUGCUUCCUACUGGUCUGUCAUUCCUAAAUUAACUCACUCUACCAAUCGGAAGAGUAUUGUAGCCAUCAGGGAAAUUCUAAGGGAGAAUUUCUCUUAUCAUAUUGGUAAUGGUGCUUUGAUUCAAACGUUUUUGGAUCCGUGGUGUAGAGGUCAAUUUUUAUCAGAGGUUUUUAGUUUUAGAACCUUGCAACAGGUUUCUCAUAACAAACAAAUUGAAUUGGGUAGGUUUAUUAUUCAAGCUCAGUGGCAGGUUGUUGGUAUUCCACUUCAAGUUAAACAAUUCAUGCAACAAUUCAGGAUCUAUGGUGGUGCUGAUCAGAUAUUAUGGAAACAUAAACCUUUUACUUUUAAAGAUGCUUGGGAUGCCUGUAGGGAAUCUAAUCCUGAGGUUUCGUAG
This is a messenger RNA of Cornus florida, 1119 nucleotides long. RefSeq lists its product as uncharacterized. Bases 1 to 1119 code for a protein of 372 amino acids. The record is from RefSeq and is a predicted model, not a curated record. The transcript is spliced from 2 exons. Lineage: Eukaryota; Viridiplantae; Streptophyta; Magnoliopsida; Cornales; Cornaceae.